Thrips palmi is the source of this 1372-nucleotide messenger RNA. Its product is annotated as adenosine kinase-like. Gene Ontology annotation, cellular component: cytosol; nucleus. Gene Ontology annotation, biological process: purine ribonucleoside salvage. NCBI's taxonomy places the organism in Eukaryota, Metazoa, Arthropoda, Insecta, Thysanoptera, Thripidae. The record is from RefSeq and is a predicted model, not a curated record. Bases 115 to 1251 code for a protein of 378 amino acids. Gene Ontology annotation, molecular function: adenosine kinase activity. The transcript has 3 exons.
CAAAAUCUCAACAAAAGCAACAGACAAAAGAGCAAAGAUUCCGUGGUCGGUGGGUGACACUAAAAACAGAAUUUAUAUGCAAGAAAGAGUUGUCAGUCCUUAAGUCAAACCGAAAUGGAAGGUGAAGACGACCAGCCUUUGUUGGCUGCAUUUGGCAACCCGUUGUGGGACAUCUGCAUCCACCUCGCAGACGACAAAGUCCUUUCCGAGUUUGGCCUAGCAGACGACAGCAGCCAAGAGGUUACAGCGGCAGAGUACGAAUCGCUCCUGAAAGCAGUGGGCAGGUAUGCUUGCGUAAGUUACCCAAGCCAAGCUUGUCCUGGCGGUUCAGCUCUCAACAGUUUACGAGUGUUCCAAUGGCUCCACGGUCGGCAGAAUGGGACUGUCUUCUUUGGUAGUGUUGGAAAAGAUGAGACUAGUAAGAAGCUUUUGGAGCAGGUUUCUCGAGAUGGCGUUGAUGGAAGGUUCAAAGUCCAACCCAGCUUGACAGGCUCUGCAAUUUGUCUGAUACAUGGUCAUCUACGCACACUUGUCGCACAUCUUGGUGCAGCUAAUGUGUAUUGUAAAGACGACUUGACUAACGAAGAUAAAAGAGUUAUAGAAAGAGUGAAGCUUGUGUACAUAGAAAAUUUUUUCUUCACUCACAGUCAAGAUGUUAUUUGGGAUGUUGUUAAGCUAUGUAAAACUCAUGGAGUAGGAAUUGUUGUCAAUUUGAGUGGUGCCUACCUAUUUACAGAUCAUGCGACUGUCAUUGAGGCACUUGUAAAAUGUGCUAACAUUGUAAUAGGAAAUGAAACUGAAUUUAUGGCUCUUUCCAAAUUAUAUGAAUGCAAAAAUAUGGAAUUACCUGUUAUAGCAGGUAUAAUUUCUAAAGAGGGUGUACAAAAUCCACCAUGUAUGCAAGUCGGAGAGGGUAAAUCUGUGUCUCUAGAGAAUCUGAGAUCAUUAGAAAAAGUUGUAGUGGUUACUCGAGGUCCCAAACCCGUGCUAUGUGCUUAUCAAAGUGAAUUGCGAUUAAGUAUGCCUAUUUUAAAGCCAAGGAAUAUAAAAGAUACCACAGGAGCGGGAGAUGCAUUUGUGGCAGGAUUCCUCAAGGGCUUGGUUGAGUGCUUAGAUAUUCGUGAUUGCAUUGCAUUAGGCUGUUAUGCCUCUACUGAGAUAAUUCAACAAGUAGGAUGCAGACCUCCACAUCAUAACCCAAUGAAAGUUGAGGAUAUCAAAGCAAUGUAUUCUCAAGAAAUGAAAAAAUAAGAGUUAAUAAGAGUUAGAAAUAAAUGAACCUCAAUUUUCUUUCAUAAGAUCUCUUUGUUUUAUUGAAAAAAUGUAUUUACCACAUUGUCUAAAUAAGAGUUUUAUAUUUCUUGCUUUAAAA